AUGACUAAGGCAAGAACUCAAUACACGGGAGCUACGGAAAUACUCUGUGCUAGCUUCGGGAUCCGGAGACUGAGUUCGAUCCGCAAGCUAAGCUCUGAGUUAAGUUACGGAAUAGAGUUUUCUAAGCUUAGGAACUCUUUCAGGUUCAGGGGUCUUCUGCUAAGAGCUAAGCGUACUAAAGACAGUCAGCCUUCCUUAGGGAAGGAGUUACUCACUUCAUGCCCAUGCCGUGAUUCAGGAAAGAAAAGACGAACUAGAUAUGUCUAUAGUACCACAGCAGUAAUACCAGCAAGGAUAGCUGCUAAAGAAAGAGAAAAGAAACUAAAGACAUAA
Striga asiatica is the source of this 333-nucleotide messenger RNA. The record is from the annotation of a GenBank genome assembly. NCBI's taxonomy places the organism in Eukaryota, Viridiplantae, Streptophyta, Magnoliopsida, Lamiales, Orobanchaceae.